AUGGAUGACUCUCAGCAUUACCCUCCCCGGGUCUGUCGCAUCUGCCUAGAAUCAGUGUUGCCUACCUUCCAACCCUCAGAAUUCCUCCAGAAACCUCGAGUGGUUUAUGAAUCCUCCGACCCAGAAUCAGGUCGUCUCCUUAGUCCUUGUCAAUGCAAAGGCUCCUCGCGUUAUGUCCACGAGGGUUGUCUGCAAGCAUGGCGCCAUGCCGACCCAAAAUACGGGACCCGAAACUUCUGGCAAUGUCCCACCUGUGGCUUCCAGUAUCGCCUCGAGCGUCUGACCUGGGCUCGGUGGAUCAGUAGCGCCACUAUGCAACUAAUUCUCACUCUCGGCAUUCUUUUGUUAACCAUUUUCCUGCUUGGAUUCAUUGCUGACCCCAUCAUUGAUUUUUACUUGGGCCCCGUGGACGAUUACGUCGAUCUGGUUGAGAAAGAUGCGUCUUGGAUUGAACACUUCAUCAAAGGGCUAGCGUCGCUUGGUCUCUUGUCAUUUCUCAAGGCAGUCUUUGCACUCUCGCCUUUCCCAUGGAAUAUGCGCUCUGUCGCCUCGGGUCGGAAUUCUGGCCGUAACCGCGCCGCCCAGUUAAAUUGGCUGGUCAUUCUGGUCGGCGUUGGUACUUUCCUAUGGGCUGUCUACAAAGGUGUUCGCUCAUGGAGUAGACGGACUCUAGAAAAGGCCGGUGAAAAGGUCAUGGAUGUUCCAACGUCCGAAGAUGAAGUUGAGACUGAGCCAGAUCACGAACCUAGUUCUAAGCAAGAUUGA
Messenger RNA from Penicillium soppii, 765 nucleotides. Its product is annotated as E3 ubiquitin-protein ligase MARCH. Lineage: Eukaryota; Fungi; Ascomycota; Eurotiomycetes; Eurotiales; Aspergillaceae. The coding region runs from base 1 to 765 and encodes 254 amino acids. Gene Ontology annotation, molecular function: zinc ion binding. The transcript has 2 exons. The record is from RefSeq and is a predicted model, not a curated record.